Plectropomus leopardus (leopard coralgrouper) is the source of this 1435-nucleotide messenger RNA. RefSeq names its product Yip1 domain family, member 6 (gene yipf6). NCBI's taxonomy places the organism in Eukaryota, Metazoa, Chordata, Actinopteri, Perciformes, Serranidae. The record is from RefSeq and is a predicted model, not a curated record. Gene Ontology annotation, biological process: endoplasmic reticulum to Golgi vesicle-mediated transport. Gene Ontology annotation, cellular component: trans-Golgi network; membrane.
GCCGGAUGUGCGUGACUCGCGUCCUGCGGAAGUAAACAAUCCUCAGCUGACGUGGAGCUGCAGCCUGUCACCACCGGCUGGACAAACUGGUCCAACUGGGACUGAAUCCAGAGGUUUAGAGGAGCAUUUGCGGCUCCAGUUUGUGCCUCGUGUUGACAUUCAUUAAAUGGGCUCUGCUGGUCCCGUCUGAACCUCCGGGAUCAAAAACGGUCGACGUUAACACACCGAAAUCCUCCAAGUGAAAAUGGCGGCGGCGGAGGAGGCCAGCAGACCGUUCGCGGGGCUGUCAGAUGUCUCCAUCUCGGAGGACAUCCCGGUGGAGGGGGACAUCUCUGUGCCCGUCGGACCGUCCGCCAGCCGGGACGACGAGUUCUCCACGCUGGACGAGCCGGUGAAGGAGACCAUCCUGCGGGAUCUGCGAGCGGUCGGGAACAAGUUCGUCCACGUCCUGUACCCGAAGCGGAGCACGGCUCUGCUGCGGGACUGGGACCUGUGGGGCCCGCUGCUGCUCUGCGUGACGCUGGCGCUGCUGCUGCAGGGCGGCGCGGCCGACAGCGACCUUCAGGGGGGGCCGCAGUUUGCUGAGGUCUUCGUCAUCGUCUGGUUCGGCUCCAUCAUCAUCACCCUCAACUCCAAGCUGCUUGGCGGCACCAUCUCCUUCUUCCAGAGCCUGUGUGUGUUGGGAUACUGCAUCAUGCCUCUGACGGUGGCCAUGGCCGUGUGUCGGAUCGUCCUGGUCGGCAGCUCGGGGAAGGUCAGCUUCGCCGUGCGGCUGGUGGUGGUGACGGUGUCCUUCGGCUGGUCCACCUUCGCCUCCACGGCCUUCCUCGCCGACAGCCAGCCGCCAAACCGCAAGGCGCUGGUGGUGUACCCGGUGUUCCUCUUCUACUUCGUGAUCGGGUGGAUGAUCCUAACGUUCUCGCCGUAACACUAGAAGAGGAAACAAAAAGGAAGUGUUUGUUGAACUGAUAAAGACGGGGGAGGGUUAUGUGCAGUGAACGAACUCAAACAAACACCGGUAUCUGCCUUGGAACGAAGACGAAUGACUACUGAAGUGACUCUGAGUGUUUCUGGGCUUCUGAUUAAGCAUUUAGACUCACAGGACACCAAAAUAUUUCCUUUCAGGCGAAGCUCUUACUCAUAUUCGGAGGAGUCUGGUGGACGCUGUGCGGCAGGUGGAGAGUUUAAAAGCUGAUGAAUUUGUUCACACUCACGAGCUGUGUAAAUAUAAAGUCCAGAGGCUUGUAUAUAGAAAUUCUCGAUGAAUGUUUGAACUACCAGGGCUAUGAUUGUUAUCGUUUUCUUCAUACUGUCUGAGGGACUCUGUUUCAAAACCAUCCUGACUGCUCUCAUUUUCAUACUCCGUUCAGCAGACUGUCGCGCUGUAAGACUGUACUCGUUUUUUUUCUGGUUCAGAAAAAAAUGCAUUAUAAAC